Messenger RNA from Grosmannia clavigera kw1407, 1509 nucleotides. Its product is annotated as major facilitator superfamily transporter. The record is from RefSeq and is a predicted model, not a curated record. Bases 1 to 1509 code for a protein of 502 amino acids. Lineage: Eukaryota; Fungi; Ascomycota; Sordariomycetes; Ophiostomatales; Ophiostomataceae. Gene Ontology annotation, biological process: transmembrane transport. Gene Ontology annotation, molecular function: transmembrane transporter activity. The transcript has a single exon.
AUGCCAGACAGCCAGGAGUCCGCCAGGUCGGCGGCAACCGGCGAGUCGGCCGGCGAAUUGACGCCGCUGUUGAAUCCUGUGGACGAGGUCGUCACCACGAUCGUCACCAUCGACGAAAAGCCGCUGCCUGGGCGGCAGGUCGCACUGCUCUGCCUCGCGCGCGUGGUCGAGCCGGUGGCCUUCUUCGCCGUCUUCCCCUACAUCAACCAGAUGGUGCAGGACAAUGGCGGGGUGGCUGACGCCGAUGUCGGCUUCUACAGCGGCCUGAUCGAGUCGCUCUUCUCGCUCACGCAGGCCAUCGUCAUGCUGGCCUGGGGCCGCGCCGCCGAUCGUGUCGGCCGCAAGCCGGUGCUCGUGCUCUCGCUCGUCGGCAUGGCCGCGGCCACUGCCCUCUUCGGGCUCGCCCGCUCGCUGCCCCAGAUGAUCGCCUUUCGCUGUCUUGCCGGCCUCUUUGCCGGCACCAUCGUCACCAUCCGCACCAUGCUGGCCGAACACAGCACCCCGGCCACCCAGGCCCGCAUCUUCAGCUGGUUCGCCUUCAGCGGCAACCUCGGCAUCUUCCUGGGGCCGCUGCUGGGCGGCGUCCUGGCCGAUCCGCUGCGACAGCAUGGUCCCGGCACCACCACCAUCACCAAGACCCCCUUUCUCGCAGCCUACCCCUAUGCCCUGCCUGGCUUCGUCGUGGCCGCUCUCGGGUUCGUGGCCGCCACCAUGUGCGCCCUCUUUGUCGACGAGACCCUGGUUCGGGGGCCUGGAAACGACGGAAACGAGGCCGAUCCCACAGUCUCACCCACAACCUCUACAAUCUCCACCUCCACAACUCCCUCCCUUCGAUACCUCGUCUCGGCUCCUGGCGUCGCUAUCGUGCUCUACGUCUACGCCCACGUCAUGCUGCUGGCCUUUGCCUACACUGCCCUCGUGCCCGUCUUCUGGUUUACGCCCGUCCGUCUCGGCGGCCUCGGCUUCUCGCCCCUGCAGAUCUCCGCCAUGAUGUGCAUCAACGGUGCCAGUCAGGCCGCCUGGCUCCUGCUCGUCUUCCCGCCGCUGCAACGUCGUCUCGGCACCAACGGCGUCAUGCGUCUCUGCGCCGCCGCCUACCCCGUCUUCCUGGCCGUCAGUCCCCUCGUCGCCACCCUGCUGCGCUAUGCCCCCGAUCGUCUGCUCGGCCCUGCCACUACUGCCUUCUGGAUCGUCACCCCACCGCUUCUUGCCGUCGGCAGCGGCGUCAGCAUGUGCUUUACGGCCGUCCAGCUUGCCCUCAAUGACGUCGCCCCAUCGCCUCGCCUGCUCGGCACUCUCAACGCCCUCGCCCUGACAGGCUCCAGCGCCAUGCGCGCCUUUGCCCCGGCUGCCUUCACCAGUCUCUUUGCCGUCGGCGUCCGCUCCCAGCUGCUCGACGGCUACGCCAUCUGGCUGCUCAUGGUCGCCCUCGGGCUCGGCUAUGUCGUCGCUGCUCGGUACCUGCCCGACUACGACGCGCUCAAGAAGCAGCGCGAGGAGGAAGAGUGA